AAAUACACAUUGCGCAGUAUUGCAAUACACAGUUGAAAUUCGCCAAUAAACGACUCGGGCAAGGCUUAAGACAAUUGCAGAAAGAUACCUACACUUGAAUUACUCACCGUAGUGAAUAAGUAUAGCGACAGUGUGGUUGAUUUACUGUCAGUGUUGAUAUCACAUCACGAGAUAUAACUGCUCUUGGUUCACGAUUCUGUUAUUGACGCAUGAAUGACGGAGCUGUGAAUAGAAUCAAAGAUAUAAAAAUAAAAUUUUAGGUCGAUAGUAGGUUACUUCUGCCACCAUGUCAAGAUACCGUAUCAAGAUUCCAAUUUUCAACGAGGAAUGGCGCAAUUAUUUUCUCAGCACACACUUUUUGGCUCCAGCGUUAAAUUGGGCCAUACCGAUUUCUUCAAUUCUUGACAUGACAAAGGAUCCAAAAUACAUUAGCGGUAACAUGACAGUAGGCGGCCGGCCCCCUAGCUGCUCCACGGAUGAUGGGCUCCUAUUAUGGAUUCCGAAGAAACACGCAAACAACGCGCAGCUGGGGAUAUUUAUUCCCAGUCUCAUUCCCCCUUCUGCACUUUUACCCUACGCCCUGAAAUGGUGAGCAAAAUUCUCGAAGGCUCGGUCUCUCGAUCCCUGAUAUUUUGUACGCAUUGUAUUUUCGAAAGGAAGUAUAUAAAAUCAAGUGGCUCUGUGAUUGUAAAAUCGAACUGAUUGGAAAAAUUGUAUUUAAACUUUGAAAGUUUUUUUCUUACUAUUAUUUG
Molecule: messenger RNA, 752 nt
Organism: Neodiprion fabricii
Lineage: Eukaryota; Metazoa; Arthropoda; Insecta; Hymenoptera; Diprionidae
Product: mitochondrial pyruvate carrier 1-like
Exons: 3
Coding region: 287-592 (101 amino acids)
Biological process (GO): pyruvate import into mitochondria
Cellular component (GO): mitochondrial inner membrane
Source: RefSeq, a predicted model, not a curated record